CCUUAAUUUGCUAGACCACAGCAGCAAAGGAUGCCUUCUCUGGUAUAUUUAUAAAAGCAACGUAGAGGGAAGGACAGCGGCUGCCUCUGGCUUGCUUUCUGACCUUGGGAGUUACCAAGACUGGCAUUCCUGUGAAGUCAUGUGACCAGGAUUGGCGGGCACAGCUGUCACCAAUGGAGGGGAGGGGCACAGGAGUGGCCAUUCCGAUUGAAUUUCACUCCAGCCACUUGAGAUUUUUCUCUUCUUUUCUUGCAGUGGGUUUUUUUUUGUCUUCCGCCUCUUUUGUUCAUUGAUUUGGGUUUUAGAAAGUUCUAGCAGGAGAGCAGCAUCCAAGAUGCUAGCCUAGAAUAUUAGGAUGGUUGCCCUAAGACCUUGGUGGCCACAUUUGCCAUCUCCUGCUGACAUUCCUUCAUCUGAAUCGUCCGAGGUUCCUGUGGUCCAGAGCUUCCGAAUGGUAAAAUCUGCCUUCCAGUUUUAGCACCAACUUUAUUGUGUUUCACGGUGUGUCUGCUGUCCUGGCAGGUUAGUAUAUGACGCUCUUGAGCACAAAGGAGAUGGGUCAGGACCAGACAAAGCAGCAGAUAGAAAAAGGACUCCAACUUUACCAGUCCAACCAGACAGAAAAGGCCCUGCAAGUUUGGUUGAAGGUUUUGGAAAAGAGCACGGAUGCUGCUGGCAGGUUUCGAGUCCUGGGUUGCCUCAUCACCGCUCACUCAGAGAUGGGCAGGUACAAAGACAUGCUAAAGGUAAAGCAGAUUUCACGCUGAAUGCCUGCUCUUUUCUCUCACUAAAACGGGGAUGGGAGCUGUCGUGGGCAAGCAGGCUUUGGGGAGCAGUUCAGCAGACAAACUGCAAAUACAGUGAGCCUGGAUUUGGUAGAAUUGCUCUUGGAAGGUCCUGUAAAUUGCUUAGAUUUGUAAAUUGCCAUCCUGCAUCUCUGCUCCCAGUUCUCCAUCCCCAGAAAUUCUUAGAUUGUCGAUCUUUGAUGUUUAAUUCCCAGGAACGUAAUUGUGCUAGCCAAAGCAUGUUGUGUUAUUGUAGCAGAUUGUUCAGUUUUGCAAAGCAUUAUUUGCGUGUGAAAGUGUGCAUAACUGUUCAGGAGGCAAUGCCCUGAGGCUAUCCUUUGAUUUCAGUGACUCAUCUGUCAUAUUAUGCAAUCUUCAGAAGAAGGGGGUUAUACAAAUUAAAUAAAUCAGCAACAAUAGCCAGACACUCCUUUCUUGUUACCAUUUUACUAGCAUUUAUGCUCUGAUGCCAGUAAGGCAGUGACUCCCCAAUGGUGCUUCAUCAGGGUUGCCAGAACUUCCCCUAAAUGUUCAAAGCACCCUGCAUACCUUCUUGUGAUGACCUAACAAAAGAUGAGCCCUUAUAGAUCAGACCAAAGAGCUAUCUAGUCCAGCAUCCGCUUUCCCACAGUGGCCAACUAGAUGCUCCUGUUGUUGUUCCCCAGCAAUUGGUAUUCGGAGACGUGCUGCCUCUGAUGCUAGAGGGAAGCUAUACAACCAUCGUGGCUAGUAACCACUGGGUUGUAAGUGCUUUGCAAAAGGCCAUCCAAUGAGACGAGACUGGAAUUCAGAUCUUCCAGAAUCUGUUCUUAUUGGCCACUACAUGACACUAGUUCUUUUGAAGGCAGGGGUGGUGAAUCUGUGAGCCCUCCAUAUCUCAUCAGCCCCAGCCAGUGUAGCUGAUGUGUGGAGGCUGUAGUUCAGUGGCAGGGAACAUCUAGCCCCCAGGCCUCCCCCUUUGGCCUGUGGGGCAGUUUCAGCCAAGCCACAGCCACUUGCCCUGCGCUUAUGUCUUUUAUGACUACAGUGUAGUUCAGCAACAUUUGGAGGGCCAAAGGUUAAGUCACCCUUAUUUUAAGGCAAUUGUAGGAAAAGUGCAGUGUAGACAGUUGUGGGAGGAUUAUCUGUAUAUCGUGGGUUGGGUGCUGGCCAGUGUACCUUCAACAGAGACUCAGCUCCACUAGUGGUCCCUUCAGUAAAAUACUUGGGAACCUAAUUUCUUGCUAGUGCAGCAAGAACUAGUAGCAUUUGCAAGCGUUUUAUUUGAGGGUUGACAGAGCCCCAAGACCAAGUGAUAGCCACACAAGAGAUUCUAUAGAACCUAACACUAAAGUCUGAAAUAUGGGCAGGUGGAUACAGCCCUGCCCCAUAGAGCUCACAGUCCAAAUAGGUAUGUACACAAACUUAAAAGAGGGGCUGCAGAAGAACAACAGUUAGCCACCCCAACAGUUGUUUAAUGUCAUUUCCUCAGUUUGGUGUUUCGUGUUUAAUCUUGUCACAUCUUCCACAAAGCCAAGUGCAUUAAUCUCUGUGCAGGCCUCUGAGUGAUGCAAUCCAUCUUGAAGAGCUCACAGCCAGGUGCUUCUUAGGUAAGAACAGAUGCAUUGGAUGAAGAGGUGCUUAAUGAUGCUCAAACCCAUACACAGUGGCCAGGAGCAUUCCAGUUUGCAAAGGAGGGCUUUUCUUAUAUUCUUAAGUGUUCUGGGAGGGCAUUCCAGGACAGCAAGGGGGAAAGGGGGAAGGCAUUGCAAGGAGCAGGCACCCUUUGGAUGGCUGAGGGUUAUAGGAAUGGAUGAGUGAAGGUCACAAGAAGGUACAUGUUGGGAGAUCAGUGCAGAGGGAUAGGCAGGAGCAAGGCAAUGGAGGCUUUGCAGAUAAAUGGAGAGCAGGAGAGGUUCCAAAUAUUGACAGGAGCAGUUAAAGGUUUAAAGUCAGGGUUUCCCAAAUUUGGGUGUCUAGCUGUUGUUGGACUACUACAACUUCCAUCAUCCCUAGCUAGCAAGACUAGUGGUCAGGAAUGAUGGAGCCGCAGGUUUGGGAAAUACAGGUUUAAACCAUAGAAAAACAAAUGAGACAGCAGGCCUGAAAUGACGCAGUAGAAUCCAAUGUUGUGUAAGCAGGCUUGCACUUGAGCAAGGAGACUUCCCUUCCCUCCAAUCUCCCCACCCCCGUUAUACUCCCAAAAUCUGCUCUGGAGGGUCUACCAAACUCUUUAGAGCAGAUUCUGAAGGUGAGAAGAGCGAGGAAGGUGAAGUCUAGUUGUAUGAGUGCAUGAGUUCAGUACACACAAACAUGCAUGGACAGCAUUGUGAAACAUUUAAUUUAGCUAAGAUGACUUCAUCUCUAACGUGUGCUUCAUCAAGAUGCUGGAAAUGAUACAGAUACCUUGCCUUGAAUACUUCAGAGUCUAAAUUAAGAGACCUGGACCUAAGUUUGGAGAACCUUCUGGAAUAAACAAUUUAUAAAUGGAAAGCCUUGCCAAGCACUUCUGUUCAUCAAGAUGGCGCUUAAUUCUUUGCCUCAAAUCUAGCAUGGGAGCUGGUUUUAAUUAGCUGGGAAAGGACAUAGUUGCACCUGUUUAACACUAAAGGAGAGACCACAGGCAAAAGUUCUGGAUGGCAAAAGCUAUGUGAGUUGAAGAGGGACUGGUCUAGGGUGCAAUUCCAGGGAUCAGCAUCCUGGCUACAAUUAAUCCCUUUCUUAAUGAUACACAGAAGGGAAGCAAGUUAAUGGAAAGGGUUGUUAGGACUGCUUUACCCAGGACACACUUUUCUGCAUGGAAGGGAAGCAGCCCGUGGUAAGGAGACGCAGCAGAGAGAGAGAGAAAGAAAGAGUCAAGUAGUUUGUUUUACUUAAUUAUAUUGCAUUUGGGUUUAGACCAGCUUAAUUUAAAAAAUCAAGGCAGCAAUAUCCUACCAUUUCUGACUCACCUGUUUCUUAUACAAGAAAGCCCUUUCUUUGCCCAGCGUGCUUCCAGAUUACCUGCUUAUUGAGCAUUCAUCCUGAUUUCUUUGCAAAGGAGAUGAGGCCAUGUUGGCUAUUUAAUGAGCAUUCUUUCUUCUUUGCUUGUGGGGAGGUUAGAUGUUACCGCAUCACAAGGGGUUAUCCCGUGUUUCUAGUCACUUUUCUUGCCGCAAAAAGUCCAACCUUUUGGGGAAGCACCUUUGUUUCACCAGAUCUCUAAAUCAGCUUUAGUUAUACCACUGAAUUUGCUGGUAGCGCCCUCUGCCCUCUUAGCUUCCCCACAUGUAACAGUUUUCUUAGGCAUGCAUAACAGGGUUAAACCAGAAAGCAGACAGAGUAGCCAUGAAAACGAUUAGUUUUACGAGCCAAAAAGCAGCAGAGUGCAGUGCAAUGGGAAGACUGAGCCAGGGAGGCAUGAGAGUGAUCGGAUAUCACAGUGUUUAGUGUUUGAGAGCGGGACCUGCACAGCUAUUUAAUUAUUUAAGGAAAUUAGUUUAGUCAAAGCUGUUUAAUAUUUAAUGUAGUUGAAAAUAAGCCAAAACAACUUAUUUAGGGAGCAAUUCAGUCCAUUCUCAUACUGCUGCCAUCUUUCUGAAAAUGCCAGAACUGAAAUAUAACAAGACGGUACGAUAUGGGUAAGGAAUCUUGAAUUUUACUGAAAGAUAUCUUUCCUGAAGUUCCCUCACACAGAAACUCUGGUAAGGAUAACUGAGUAGGAAGAAAACUGACCUUAACCAGCAAUAGACUGAACGGAAUCAUUGGAGUUUACAGUAGUAUAGCUGUGAAGAAUGGGGAUUAAUUACGAUGCCCAUUGAGAUUCAUAAAAUGAUAGAAUCAUAGAGUUGGAACAUUCCCCCUGCAAUGCAGGAAUCUCAACUAAAGCAUCCAUGACAGGUGGCCAUCCAAGCUCUGCUUAAAAACCUCCAAUGAAGGAGGUUUAAAUUCCUCCCUCUCUCACCUUCUGUCUCCUCCUGUGACCAUUGGCAGCUCCUCCUUAUACCCACAUUUGAGGCUUCUUUGACAUGAAGGUCUCUUGUAUCUGCUUAAAGCUCCACCUCUGGCCUUAAUUCACCCAGUGUAUCAUACCUCUGUAUUCUUAACUCCAAGCUCCUCAGUGCAUCAUGCACCUGAAUGCAUCACGGUAUCUUCUCUAGCAACAGAGAUGAUGUUCCUUAAAUGUUCUGUUCUCUGCUGGAAGUUUGCAGUUGUGCAGAUAGACACAGCCCGGGAGCUGGAGGAUCCGGACUACCUUACAGAGAGCUACCUGAAUCUGGCUCGGAGCAAUGAGAAGCUCUGUGAAUUCCAAAAAACCAUCUCCUACUGCAAGACCUGCCUGAACAUGCAAGGCACCACAGUGAGCCUGCAGCUCAAUGGCCAAGUCAGCCUCAGCAUGGGCAAUGCCUACCUCGGCCUCAGCAUUUUCCAGAAGGCUCUGGAGUGUUUUGAGAAAGCCCUGCGCUAUGCCCACAACAAUGACGACAAGAUGCUGGAGUGCCGCGUCUGCUGCAGCUUAGGGAAUUUCUACACACACCUCAAGGUGGGUACUGCUCAGGCAGGAGGUGGAGAGGGACUGCAGUUAAGAGGUUGAACAAUAUGACAGGAGCAGAAGGAAUUUGAGGCAUGUGGACAAAUGUCUGUGGGCCUGUCCAGACUGUGGUUUGGUCAUGUAAUGUGCAGGAUGAGGUCAGGAAAGUAUCCUGGUGACAGGCAGAUACCUUUGCCCCCUCUUAGGCUGCCCCACAAUGAGUGUGGGGAGCCAUCAUGCAGGCGGAAAAGAUCCUGACAACCCUUGCCAACAAUAACAGGAGGAGCGGGGCACUGAAUGCCUAGUUAGCAGAGGUGGCAGUGCCAAGUUGGCAGUCCUUAAAGAAGGGCUUGACUUUGAGGCUGCUCCAUAUAUUACAGUUUUGGUAUACGAAGCCUGCAAAUUACGCAGGGGUUACAUUCCAGCAAUCAUGUCUAAACCAAAAUCAAAACACAUUGGGUGCAGUGGCGGGUAGGAUUGCCAAAGUCUUUUCCCCCUGGACAGCUGCCCCCUUUCCUUCCCCCUUUUAUUUAUUUAUUUGCCAAGCAAGUAAAGCUGAUUGUGCACAAGGAAAAUGUGCUUAAGGGGGACCGUAACAUUUAUAAUAACUUACUUAUGCCACCAUUUUCAAAGUAUUAUAACUGCAGUUAUAGCACCUUUUGGUUAUGUGGUUGUGUCUGAUCAGUUGUCUCAGAAUUUUCUGAGAAAGUGAAUGCAGUGCCCAUUAACAUGGACAAUGUUUUAUCAAAUAACUCAGUAAACAACUCCCUCACUUGUGUGAAUGAAUGCCAAACUACUAGUACUUUUCUUCUAGAAAAAAGGUACUCACCAUAAAGUUGUUGGAGUAAGUGCCACACUUUUAAUAAGUGCUUUUCUUCUAGGGAAAAAAGGGUGCUGGUACUGCGUACCUUUGAGCACCCCCAGGGGAAAAAAGCACUGCUAGUACCAGUGUUUUCCAUUGGAGAGGGUUUGGAAGGUUUCCCUCCUAAUGCUUUACAUUUCUGAGAAGGAAAUUCUCCCAAUUCUGGGGGAAACAAGCAUAUUCAUAUUUUGGGGCAAUAGCCCCCCUGACCCUGGGUGUAACCUUGGCAACGCUUGUUUUUAAUGCAUUCUCCCUUUAAAUUUGGGGAUUUGUAAAAGACUCAAACCCUUUUCCCAAAUUGCUGUUCACUAAAAUCUGUACAAUGAGAUGCAAGCUCCUUUGAAGAGCAACAGCAAUGUGCAGAGUAGGUGGGUUUCCCUACGUUACAGCAAAUAGGUGAGUUUGUAAAUCUGCUAAGUUUUAUUUUCUAAUUAAUGAGAGGUUGUGGAAUUAAGAGAUUGAUCAGAAAUAGGCAUGUCUGCUGUACAUACCAUACAAUGCAUGCACCUUACAGCCUGGCUGAUUAGGGACUAGGUUUCCGCCUGCUUGCAGAACUGGAGACAGGUGCUCCCAUUAUUACCUUGACAGGCUCUUUGCUGCUCCACAAGCAGUCUUAAGGGUCUCAUGCUUCUCUCCCGCCCACCUCUGUCCCUGCUUUUGUCUCGUAUCUUUUUAAGGACUAUGAGAAAGCCCUGUUCUUUCCAUGCAAGGCUGCGGAGCUGGUGAAUGAUUAUGGAAAGGGCUGGAGUCUAAAGUACCGAGCGAUGAGUCAGUACUACAUGGCUGUGGCCUAUCGGAAGUUGGGGCGCUUGGCCGACGCAAUGGAAUGCUGUGAGGUACAAGGUGGCGAGGCGCUAAAAAAAGAGAAUGAGAGGUCUCUGCAGGUCAGCAAGGGAUGGACCGUAAUUCUGUGGCAACAGACCUGCUUUGUGAGCAGUUCACUCCCUGACAUCUCAAGUUAAAAGGUCAAAUAGACCCUAGAGAGAUUCUGCCAAUCAGAGUGGACAGUAUUGAGCUAGAUAGAGAAAUAGAAGGUCUGACAUAGUGCAAAGUAUAUUCCCACAUAGAUAAAGGCAUCUAUUGCAAUAUAUGCCCUGUAGCUCAUACAAGUAUACUCCUGCUUUCUCUUAUUGCCAGCAGAUAACAUGGGUGAGCGCUCUCCAGUGCAAGUGGGGCACAAGACCAAUAUACAAUAUAUGAACACCCUCACCCCCAAGUAGAUGCAAAAUUCUUAGAGCAAACUGGAUCUAUGGUGUGGUUGAAAAGGUUUAAAUUCUGAUUCUGUGACAUUUUCUUGCUAGGAGUCAAUGAAGAUUGCCCUUCAGCAUGGAGAUCGUCCUUUGCAGGCACAAUGCCUGCUUUGCUUUGCUGAUAUCCACCGCAGCCGUGCAGAUAUACAGGUAUGCAGGCCCGUGCGGAGUGGGGUGGGGGGCAGCCAGGUACACUUGCCCAGGACUAAGCCAGCUGGGGUGCCUUGCCAGAGACCCACUGCUUUUUUGUUUGAGUUUAUGACUUUAUUCUAACAAGACUCCUGUCCUGGGCCUCAGACAAGCUCUGCAUACUCCUGCAGGUAUGAAACACCCAUUCCGUCCUAUGAAACAGGCAACAGCAGUCUGGAGAUUAAGUUAUAAGGCUUGGAGAGUGAUUGACCUCUCUUAUACCGCAGACAGCAUUCCCCCGUUACGAUUCCUCAAUGAGCAUCAUGACCGAGAUUGGAAACCGUCUGGGACAGAUCCAGGUGCUGGUGGGCGUGGCCAAGUGCUGGGUGAUUCAGAAGGAACUGGACAAGGUCAGUGAUAAGCUAAACUGAAAAGCUGAAUAGAUGACACUUGAUUCCCCUUCGAUCUCUUCCCCUUCCCUCUUCCCCUAAAUCCCAACAACUUGGCCCUCGCAGUUACCACCUUAAAUAUUCUUAGUACUGGUAAGGCUAGCCUGUACCAAUCCAAGGCUAGCCUGUUCCUGUGGCCUGAUUUUUAUUACAUGAGCUAAGAAGUAGCCUAAGACACCAAUGUAGCAAACGGGGAGCAGGGGCGGAUUGAUGCUUAUCACCAUGGCACUUUAUUUCUUCAGUUCUAUGCUCAUUUUACAGAAAACUGUAACAUCCAGUUCCAACCAAAGAUCCUUGGUUGUGGCUGGGGAAAUUCAAAAGUACAUAAUAAGGGGAAUCUGGAGAUAACCGUGAAACAUUAAGAUUACCUGUUCCCAUAAUAGAUACAGUACGGUGGUUUUUCUUUCAGGGUUAGUGAGCAUGAAGAGACAGAGACAGUGCCUUCCUGCUCAGAUAUGUUCACGGACCAUUCACAGAGAGUAUGACUAAGGAUUCCUUCAUGGCAGGGGUAGAUGGGAAAUCUGCAGCUAUCCAACGUGGGAGGCAGCAGUUACAAGUUACCAGUUUCUGCAGCCACCGUGGGCGCUGUGAUUCUCCAGUGGUUUGAGUUUGCCCCUAGAGACGCACUCCAUUGUCCCUUGAGACAGAUAGAUGCCAACAGCGAUAAUCAGAUGUGGCAAGCAGGACCAUGUAGCUGCACCAUAGAUUUCCACAAAAGGCCUUACCAAAUUGACCAUCUUAGUUUCUGUUCCUUCCCUAAUAAUCUCUAGGGUGGAACUAGGCUUUCUCACUGCCACUGCAGGUUGAGUUGAAGUUUUCAGUGAGCUAUCCAACAUGAGUAGAUAUAGGAGAAAUGCACACAAUAGAUUGUAAUAAUUUUUUUAAAAAAAAUCAAUCUAAAGCCAUAGCCUUUUCACCUGAGGUGUGUUUCGGCAUGCAACAUGAAAGCUGCAGAAAAUGGAUUUAUUUCUGUCUCGUCUACAGUAAUAUGCAGCAUAGUGAUCUUGUUUUAUUUCCCACAGGCACUAGAAAGUAUCGAGAAGGCUUAUGAGGUGGCAGAGGGACUUGGAAACAAGGUAAGUCCUCUCAUUGCCAAUUUCUUGUGACCGUUAUGAGGUAAUCUGCUCUAUUUAUUUAAAAUAUUUGAGUUGUGUCCAUCUAAGUCAUAUUCUGAGGAGACUCGCUGAAAUCAGUGACCAUUGACUUUGAUGGGUCUACUCUAAAUAAGAAAGGAUAUAAAAAGUUGAAUCCAGCUUUCUGCUUAACAGGCCUCCAAGGCAGCUCCCAAGUGAAAAUGAAUGCACAAUAUCACCAUAAGAAGACACUUUUAAAAGGCAGUGGUGACUGAUGAAAGCCCUGGCAUUGAUGGAAAACUAUAGACUUGUAAUUGGUUAACAGUCAAUUCCUUUCACCAGGGUACUUUUGAGGGAGCAGGGAUAGGAAUUCCUAACAGAAACUGCAACACCUCACCAAAAUACAAUUCCCAGGAUUCUUCAGGAGAACACUUUAGUGUAAAUUGAUAAUGUAAGCUGCGCCCUUGGUGGAGGCAGGCCAUCUUAACAGAAAGGGAAGAAAAGAGCUAUUCCCAGCUUUUUAUAACUUUCAGGAAAAUGGAGUUAGCAUGGUAGCUACUACACUGAGGUGAAAAAACCUCUCUCAUUUUACAGAUGGUUUAGGAGAGGCAAUCAUUGUAAAUGUCCAUAAACUUCAUUGGGUCUCCUCUGAGUAUGGUUAAUGUGGGAAAUUGUCCACUGAACCUGAAAAGAGGGACAUUUUCAUCAAGCUUGAUUAAUAUGUAUGUUGUAAGAUUUUCACCUUACAAAAACAAGAGUUCUAGAUGAGAGAAAACUAACCUGGCAGAUGGUAGAGGACAAGGAGGAGCACAAGGGGAGACACAGGAGGUGAUAAAUGUGUCAGAAAGUUGUAAAAGAGAAAGUUUUAUUGCUGAUUAAGGAUUGAAAUGGUUGGAUCCGCAGAAAGCCAGUCUAGUCCUCUGUGAUGCCCUUUCCGUCUUUCCCCAUCUCCGCACAGCUUGGCUUGCUGAAGGUUCACUGCCUGUGUGAAGGCAUCUACCGCACAAAGGGGCAGCAGCGGGAGCUUCGCAACCAUGUGGUGAAGUUUCACGAAUGUGUGGAAGAAAUGGAGCUUUACUGUGGCAUGUGUGGCGAAUCUAUUGGAGACAAGAACCACCAGCUCCAAGCUUUGCCCUGCUCCCAUGUCUUCCAUAUAAAGUAAGUAACAGAAAGGGAUGCAUCAGAUCAUAAGUGAUAGAGCUGAAUUGACUGGGGGAUGUUGGUGAGUGAAUGAAUUCUUUAUUAACUAAUGAAGGUCUGCUGUUAAUGACACAACUCUUGUUUUGUAGUGAAGUUGGUAGGGAGGCAUAUUGAAGUUUAUGAGCCAGUAGGAACUAGGUCAUAUUGCGCCACAAACUAGUUGCAAAAUGUGGAGAAUGGGAAAUGGAAGAAAGGAUGGAUUGUGCUUGAUGUCUACUCCAAAAUGAGCAAAUAGAAUAAUAAAAUCAGGAAGUAAUUGAAGGUUAUCUAUUCCAAAAUGUUGUCCAAAUUUAGCAUAUGCUGUGCAUUAAAAAAGGAGUUGAAUGGGUAAUCUGUUGCUGGGAGUUACUAAAUGCUGCCUUACAUGGUGGGAAAUGCAACAGGCAAGUGGGUAGAGCGAGUGAAUGGAGCAACUCCAUGCUUUGCAGAAGCAUGGAAUGAAACUAGGGGAGUUCAGGAGUGGUUUGGAAGUCUGAUUGUAAACAAAGAGGUCCUGGAGUCCAGCAUCAAAAAGAAACAGCAAAUGACCUCAUGGAUGAGAAAUCUUGGCAUCCUUAAUCUGGCAAGGCUAACUUUAGCAUGUAGUAAAUAGCAGAUCAAAUAUUAACAAACAAAAAAGAGAAUGUGAACAGGUUGAUAGCAUAGCCAUGACUAAUAGUUAAUGUGGGUGGAUACAACCCACAAAUUGCAGCAAAUGUGUUGCUUAGUUUUCUUCAAUGAAAAAGAAAGCAUCCCUGUAACUGAUUUGGAAAACAGUGAGUGACUAAGUUAUACUCUGAGUAGAUGCAAUGAGAUCAGUGGGAUUAUGUCCUUUAAUUUCAAUGAGUUUACUCUGAAUAUUGAUUUGUGUGACAGUGUUUUUUUAAUGGUACCAUUAUGUGCCUUAUUCCUGUAUCUUAAAUACUGUACUGAGAUAGUUCAGUUGGUAGACCGUGAGACUCUUAUUCUCAGAGUUGUGGGUUUGAGCCCCAUGCUGGGCUAAAGAUUCCUGCAUUGCAGAGAGGGUUGAACUAGAUGGUGCUUGUGGUUCUUUCCAAUGAUUCAAUUAUGAAUAUAGGUAAUCAGUAAUUAUCAGGUCCUAUUCCUCCCUAAGGACUGGUUAUUUAAGUUAGGACCUCCUCUACACUCCAGCUUAAGGUGUGUUUCUUUUUCACUGCAGGUGCCUUCAGACCAAUGGGACACGUGGUUGCCCCAAUUGCCGACGCUCAUCUGUUAAACCAGGAUUUGUGUGAUCCAUGAUUUAGGAGAGCUCAAUCGAUAAGUGUCAAAUAGCUGGAACAUUUUAGGCUCAUGGUAUGGAGAUAGGGAACCAAUGGGUAGGAAGAGGGUCUCCUGCAGACUGGAUGCAACAUGUGGACCUAGUUCUCUGCUCCCUGAUGUUCCACACAUCUGAGUUGUGGAUGUCUACCUGGAGUUUUCUGACAUCUCUUUCCUCAAAACCAGUUAUCACAACCAAUAUGUCACCUCUGUUCUUUGAAAGGAGUUGGUUAGCAUGUCUUCCUACGAUCCCAGUCCUCUCAUUCUCAUGUUCUGCUGCUUCUGGUAGUUUCUACCAGGUCCAGUUCUGACACUCAUACCACACACCUUGUUUUUAUUCAUUCCUUGUGGGGGGGAAAAUUAUCAUCACAACACACUGUACUUGGAUGAUGUAGCUAUGGAGAGGUACCAGCCAUUUCCCAAGUACCGCUAUAAGUUACUUCCUCAUGGCAUGUAUUGGAUGCCUAGCAGCAGUUCCCUGUAUAUACUUUGGGAAAUUAAUAUGAUAUCCGUAAUAUAAAAUAGGAUCCUUUGAUGAGCUCACCUGACUUAUCAAAUUCAAGCUUCUUUUGCCUUUGAAUGUUCAGCUCUGUGACGUCUCCACCUGUCUUUCAGCAAUGUGUUUGUGUCUGCCACAGUGUGCUUGGGAUUCUGCCCAGAGUAUUGGAUUUAUUUGGCUUGAGAGCCGCUCUAUUCUGCUCCUGCAGAAAAUCUAAUUGCUGCAUGGACUACAAAGGGAAAGCCUCUUGGGCCAGGGUGGGGAAAGGUGCUUGUUGGGGGGAUGUUUCUUUUGUUUUAUUCGUUUGCUAUAGUAUUGUGAUGUUACACAAGCAGAAGCAGUUACCUGUCUGCAAUUAUGUUGUCUUCAGUAUAUUUAUACAUUUGGUAAAACUAUUUAUACUGGAAUCAAUAAAGUUGUAUCAACCAACGACUCAGUAUUUUCAAAUUACCUUGACACAGUUGUCUCUCCCACCACCACCGCCC
Podarcis lilfordi (Lilford's wall lizard) is the source of this 12478-nucleotide messenger RNA. NCBI's taxonomy places the organism in Eukaryota, Metazoa, Chordata, Lepidosauria, Squamata, Lacertidae. The record is from the annotation of a GenBank genome assembly.